AUGAUUAUAAGCCAAAGAAAAAAAGACCUUGAAAUUGGUACAUUCGAGAAAGAAAUACAUGAAGAAUUGGAAAGGGUAUACAAGAGUGAAAAGUUUUACAAAUACGCUAAUGAAGAAAAUUUUGAAAAGUUUGCAUAUGAAGGUAAAGAAGACAUAACCGAUUAUAAAAUAUUUUACGAUAGUAUCACUACUCAGUCAAAGGACAGAAAAAAUAACUCAGGUAUCAUAUAUAAUAGUAUUAAUUCAAUAAGGUCCUUUAAAAAUUUUAUAGGAAAGGAAAUACCUAUUCAAAAGGAACCUCAUUACAAUAUCAUUCCCGCAAAUGUAAAAAUUAAACUGAUAUCAGUAAAGAGGCAUGGCAGUUAUGCCCAUGGUACAUAUUGUACAUAUUGUGCAUUAAGUACAUAUCAUACGAACUGCACGUACUGCAUCCAUUGCAACAGUUACAACUGCGGCAAGGGCGUUGUUGCAAGAAUAGAUGAGAUAAGGAAUACACUUAGUUGUAUAAAGAAUAGCCUUCACGCUAAGAAAAAAUUAAAAAAAAAGAAGGAAAAUGUACAUACCAUGGUAGACAUAGAUAGCAUUAAUUUGCUUUCUAACUUGGAUCGUGUACGUAAUAAACUUGGUAAAAUAAUAAAAUUUGUAGAAGUGUCGGAUGAAAAUUUUUGUGAUAACAUGAGAUAUUACAAAUAUAUUUAUAACUGCUUUACAAAAUCGGGAGAAAUGAAUAUUUUUGAUAUAAUACGAAUGAUGAAAAAGAAUGAAAAGAGUACAGAAUUAUUAACAAACAAAAUGAUAGUUAUAAAUUAUAACAGUGUACUAUCACUUCGAAAAACAAACAUGUACAAAAAUUUUAAAGAUAUUGUUUAUAAGGCUGAUAUGUAUGAAUCGUUGUUCUACAAAAAAUGUUUUAACAAAAAUGAAAACGUUGCAAGCAUUUUGUUGUCCUUUUUUUUAUUUUUAAAUUUAUGUUUAAAUGAAAAUAUGUAUAAAAGAAUAAUGAAUUAUAUUUACUUAUUAAAUUUUGAAUUAAAAAAAUGCGUAGAAUAUUUAGAAAGUAGAAAGAAGGAUAUAAGAACGUUGCACAUAUUAUUUACGUACGUGAAGUCAUUAACACUUGGAAUUAAUUACAAUGACAUAUCAUUAUUUAUUGAAAAUAUCUUUCGCAUUAAUUUAAAUGAAAAUAAUGAGAAGUUAUUAAAAAUUUACAAAAAAUUAUUAAAUAACGAAAUUAGCAUAAGUAUAAUAUCAAAAGAGGCAAAUAAAAUAAACAGUACAAUUCAAAUGAUGAAUCACAAUUUGGGGAAAAGUGCAAAAGUAAUAAAAUCAGUACUACACAGCACAACAUAUAAGCUUUAA
Molecule: messenger RNA, 1359 nt
Organism: Plasmodium malariae
Lineage: Eukaryota; Apicomplexa; Aconoidasida; Haemosporida; Plasmodiidae
Product: conserved Plasmodium protein, unknown function
Exons: 1
Coding region: 1-1359 (452 amino acids)
Source: RefSeq, a predicted model, not a curated record